AUGAAGCGGAAGAUGGUUUCCUUGAUGGAUUUGACCACCCUCGACAAGGAAGGUGACACAGAAGACAAGGUCAAACAACUGGUGGAGAAAGGCUCAAUUGCGAAUGCGCUACAGACAGAGGUGGCCGCUGUUUGUGUGUACCCCGAGUUCGUGCCCGCGGCAAAGAAACAGAUCGCUGCCCUGGGGUGCCAGAUGCGCGUGGCCACCGUGGUGAAUUUUCCCAGUGGAGAUGGUGAAGUUGAGCAGAUCAAACUGGACACCAAAGGAGCACUGGAUGCUGGGGCAGAUGAGAUCGACCUGGUGAUCUGCUACAAGGACUACCUGCAAAGUGCCAAGUCGAGCAGGUCUUGCCAGUUGGUUCAUGGUGUCAAGGAGGUGAUCCAGCAGCAUGGCCGGGGAUGUUUGAAGGUGAUCCUGGAAACGGGUGAGUUGAAGAGCUCGGAUCUCAUCCAGAAGUCUGCCGAGGAUGCCCUUCAGCAUGGAGCUGACUUUCUGAAGACUUCCACUGGUAAGACACCUGCAGGUGCAAGCCUGGAGGCAGCCAGAGUGAUGCUGCAAGUCAUCAAAGCUGCCGGUGAAGCUGGCUCGACAAAAGUCUGUGGUUUGAAGAUUUCCGGUGGCGUUCGCACUUUUGAAGAUGCUCUGGGAUACAUUCGUUUGGUUGAAGAGGUCCUCCCUGACAGUGCCGAUUUCUUGAGGCCAGAGACUUUUCGAUUUGGAGUGAGUGGAUUGCUUGCCAACUUGCUGAGGGAAGAUGCAAAGGUGGAAUCUGGCUCAGCGUACUAA
Molecule: messenger RNA, 786 nt
Organism: Cladocopium goreaui
Lineage: Eukaryota; Dinophyceae; Suessiales; Symbiodiniaceae
Source: the annotation of a GenBank genome assembly